AUGUACAUUGGAGACACUUAUCUAGAAGUAGGAACAUCCCCAAAUGUUUAUCUGGAUUUUUACGAAUGGAAUCGCAUGCGUUUUGCUCAAAAACUUAUGUACAUUGGAGACACUUAUCCAGAAGUAGGAACAUCCCCAAGAGUUUAUCUGAAUUUUUACGAAUGGAAUCGCAUACGUUUUGCUCAAAAACGUCUCUCAAUGUUGCCGCAUAAUCCGAUGUUCAAUGAAACAAAUACAUCAAGGUAA
Strongylus vulgaris is the source of this 246-nucleotide messenger RNA. The record is from the annotation of a GenBank genome assembly. Lineage: Eukaryota; Metazoa; Nematoda; Chromadorea; Rhabditida; Strongylidae.